CUCCGAGUUAUUAGGACGGUACUUGAGACCGUUGUAGCUGCCUUUAAUUUGUGAUCCUAGAAUCUGCGUAUGGGAAACCGGAUUACUGUGAAUGAAAGCUCUUGUCAGGCAAUCCUUUUCUCAGCGCUGACACUUUCGUUUCGCAGUCGGGUUAAGGUGAUGGCGAGAGAGACUAUGAAGCAGUUUAAAUUUCACGCCGUAAAAUCAACGUGACAAAGCCAACAGUUGCUAGCUACCAAAUCAUACCGGGGAAGAGGCUGAGAGCCAACCGAUGAUGCAUGCAAUUUGCCAAUUUCAUUUCAGAAUGAAUCAUCAAAAGCUUAACAGCAUUAGCUGGAAUUCCCUUGAUAUGUGCUGCUCUUACCAACAGCCGAGUGGCAAGCAAGGUGAGCCUUGGCAGCCUUUUUUGGGAUUUGUCUGAGGACAUUUUACGAUAGCUAUCCAUGUAAAAUGGUAAACCGGCAUGUCCUCCGAACGAGUCGGAAAUCAGUACAGUGGUUCGCCGGAACAACCAACGUAAAUUUAGCACGGGCCAGAAAUAGGCCAGACAGAGACAGGGGUCACACUCAGUAUGGUUUAUGCAUUUGGUGGCCAGACUCUGCGGUGAUGAGUGUGCGAGAAACAGGCGUCAAGACUGUUUCUCUAACCACCAAAUAUUCACCCUCAGAGCAGUUGGUGGGAAAGAGACAUGUCUUUGCAUUGCAAACAUCGCAUGGCCGGAAAAGCGAUAGGUGUCAGUGUUUUGUCCGCUCCCAGGAUGCGUAUAAAGUAUGCGGCGAGUCCUCUCGACUCGUCGCCAUCUUCGGACUAACCCAUUAAAACAAAACUUCAUCUAUCCAGAAUAUCGAAAAGUAUUCAUCAUGAAGGCAACUCUCUUCCUUGCUGGUAUGGCGUCCACGGGACUAGCCAUGCCCGCCACUGAGCACUGGGGUGAGAAGGAACUCCUCAAGGUCGACAUCCCCACAGACACUAUCAAGAUGGAGGAUCUCCGAGCUGCUAAGCUCAAGGCUUGGGAGGAGAUGAGAGCCAACGGCGAGUUCGACGACGGCCGCUACCAUGCGCAGGCCAUGACAAAGUGCGAGGGCGGCAAGGCCGGUGACUAUGCCUGCAUGAACAUGGACCUUAUGCACUUCUUGCCUCACGCCGACAUGGGCAGCAAGAGCAAGGCUGGUAAUGACGUCUGGGGCUGGACAUCCAAGGAUGGCCGUGAGUUUGGUGCCUUCUGCCAGACCGAUGGUACUGCUUUCGUCGAAGUCCUCAAGGACGGAAAGAUGGCCUACCUUGGCCGUUUGCCCACACAGACCUCCAACUCCAAUUGGCGUGAUGCCAAGCUCAUUGGCGACCAUAUGUACAUUGGUUCCGAAGCUGGCAACCACGGCAUGCAAAUCUUCGACAUGAAGAAGUUGUUGGAGCUCAAGCCUGACAAGCCCAAGGUGUUUGAUAUCAAGGCCGAUAUUAAGCACUUUUCUGGUUUCGGCAGCUCCCACAACAUUGUUGCCAACCCAGACACUCAUAUGAUUUACGCUGUUGGCACUGCCCGCGGUGAGAAGUGCAAGGGUGGCCUCUGGAUGGUCGACGUCAAGGAUCCCAACUCGCCCAAGGAUGCUGGUUGCGUCGGCGAAGACGGCUACACUCACGAUGCCGAGUGCGUCAUCUACAAGGGCCCUCACAAGGAGUACCAGGGCCGUGAGAUUUGCUUCAAUUACAACGAGAAGAAGCUUUCCAUUUUCGAUGUCACUGACCGUGGCAAGCCCAAGAUGCUUUCGCGCAUCGCGUACGAAGGUGUUGCAUACACCCACCAGGGCUGGAUCAUUGACAAGGAGCAGCGCUUCCUUGCCCUUGAUGACGAGCAGGAUGAGAUGGGCAGCAAGGGCCCUGCCAAGGACCAGAAGACUGUCACCUACAUUGCCGAUGUGACUGAUCUGACCAAGCCCAAGUUCACUGGUGUCUACAAGUCGCCGCAAAAGGCCAUUGACCACAACCUGUACGUCAUUGACGGUAUUGCCUACGAGGCCAACUACGGCUCUGGCCUUCGCGUCGUCGACAUGAACUCUGUCACCAAGGACUCUAGCGGUGGCAGCUUCAAGGAGAUUGCCUACUUCGACGUUCGCCCCGAGGAUGACAAGGCUGGUGGUAAGGCUUCCUUCAACGGCGCUUGGUCUGUCUACCCCUACUUCAAGAGUGGCCAUAUUCUGAUCAACAGCAUUGAGCGUGGUGGUUUCUCCGUCAAGAUGACCACCAAGUAA
Molecule: messenger RNA, 2246 nt
Organism: [Torrubiella] hemipterigena
Lineage: Eukaryota; Fungi; Ascomycota; Sordariomycetes; Hypocreales; Clavicipitaceae
Source: the annotation of a GenBank genome assembly